AUGACUACGCCCAAGGCAAAAGACCCGUUGGACGCCCUCCAGCUGCUCGUCAACGAUGUGCUCGUGCAAACCGGCAAAGCCCUCCGUGCCUCGCGACGAGACAGCCAAGGUAACUUUCCUCCUUCUCAGGGAGUGCUGCAGCCCAAGCUGCCAGACACCAUCAGGGCCUUCCACUCGGCUCUUGACGAUCUCGAAAACGACAUUAUUCGUGCCAAAUCUGUGCUUCUCCGCGAUCUAAAUCAAAUAAGGGCACAGAACCAUUCUUCUGAUGAAUCACGGUCGCUCGCCCAAACAACGCAGUUGGAACCACAGUCAAAGUCUCCCAUGGCCAUAGAGAUAGAGUCGUCGCCGCAGGCAGCCCCAAAAGAGGAAGCAAUCGAGAACGAUGGCCCCGGCAACAAGCCUGUCGGCGCCCCUAUUCCAGACAUGGGCAUGGGCCUAGGCUUGGAUCUGGGCAUAUCGGACCUGGCCCAGCCUACUGUCUCAAUCAAGGAAGAGAAUAUAUCCUCCCAAGCCCUAAUUGGUCUCCAUGCAGGGGGCCCUGGGCCUGUCAAAACGGAAAGCAAAGAAUCAAAUUACGAGGCGCCGAUUGCACCGAUGGAUGUGACACUAGAAGGGACCCAAGCCAAUAUUGGUGGUGGUGGUGGUGGCGGCGGCGACGAUACUGUGCUGGAAUUGACAAACUCAGACUUGAACUUCACCGACAUGGAGUUUACCUUGGCACCGACAGCCCCGACGAAUGAUAACCAAAACCAGCCAGGUAGCGAUGGGAAUGCAGCUGCCAGCAAUACCGAGCCGUCGUUUGAUCUCUCUUCGUUUGGUGCUACAGACGGCGCAACCGGCAGCAUGUCCUCUCUGGAAAAUAUGCUGCCGGCCAAUUCGACAGAGCAACCAGCCCCUACAACAAAUGCACCAGAAGGACGGCUGGCAGAUGGUCAACCCCACACAGAGGCGGAAAAGAAGGAGCCCAUGGCUGAACCAGCAUUGGCAGACGUGUUUACGGGCGGCGGGCAGACCGACGGCAUGGACUUUGACUUUAGUCUCGGAGACGGAAUGGGUGGCGAUACGUUUGACGAUCUCAUGAAUGACCGUGAUAACACGUUCGAUACUAUGGAGCACGGUGACUUUGAUGCUAAUUUCUUCGGCCUCGAUAAAAUCGACGAGGCUUAG
Molecule: messenger RNA, 1170 nt
Organism: Metarhizium brunneum ARSEF 3297
Lineage: Eukaryota; Fungi; Ascomycota; Sordariomycetes; Hypocreales; Clavicipitaceae
Source: RefSeq, a predicted model, not a curated record